GUUCGUGGGCCGUGGAGACCUUUCAUAGCACGGCGACCUUGUCCUCAGAGGGUGUCUGCGGUUUGUGUGAGCUCCGGCUCAUGCACCGUCUCAAUAUUUUCCAGUCCCACCACGGCCACUCUGGCUGGGUGGGCCGUUAUUUUUUGCUAUUUC
This is a messenger RNA of Suillus clintonianus, 153 nucleotides long. RefSeq lists its product as uncharacterized. The record is from RefSeq and is a predicted model, not a curated record. Lineage: Eukaryota; Fungi; Basidiomycota; Agaricomycetes; Boletales; Suillaceae. The annotation marks the transcript as partial. The transcript has a single exon.